GUCUUCUCGCCCUACCGACGGCCAGCACUGUAUACGCGCAGAAGGGCUGCUGCUGCAGGCUCGCAGCCGAAGCGCUGCUUGCGCCCAGGUUACUAACAUGGAAGAAUAUCUCUAUCAAGCAUCGCACGAGCCGCGGAUAGGCCCGCGGUACUUGGAGCUUCUGGCAUCCAUAAUGCCUGCCACCUACUCCGCUGAGGACAGGCAGUCUGCGGGCUCGCUGCAGGAGAAGUUUGCAGAGGAUGCGGAGAAGAACGUCUCCCACCAACUCGUGGUUCCCUUAGAGCCUGAGUUUGACGACCCCAACAUCGACCCCGAUGCGAUCGUACUCGACGACGAUUCACCCUACCCGGAGGUACGCUCUGCGGUCGCCAACACCGAUGACCCAGACAUGCCGGUGAACACGCUCCGCGCCUGGGUCAUCGGUAUUGUCUGGGCCAUCAUCCUCCCCGGCAUGAACCAGUUCUUCUUCUUCCGAUACCCCUCCGUUACCGUCACUGGCAUUGUAGCGCAGCUGCUGUCAUACCCUCUUGGACGACUUUGGGCAUACGCGCUUCCGAAUGUCAAGAUAUUUGGUAUAUCCGUCAAUCCGGGACCGUUUACCGUUAAGGAGCACGUUCUGGUCACGAUCAUGGCCAGUGUUGGAUAUCAGUCCGCCUACGCAACGGACAUCAUCGCUGUACAGCGUGUGUACUACAAUCAGAUAUACAACUUCUCAUACCAAUGGAUGGUUGUGAUGUCGACCCAACUAAUCGGGUUCUCUAUCGGUGGAAUUGCGCGCCGCUUCCUCGUAGCGCCACCCUCUAUGAUCUGGCCGACGAACCUGGUGACUUGCGCGCUGUUCAACACCCUACACUCACAGCACUACGCCGGUAUCGGAAACCGCGGCGGCAUCUCCCGCGAGUGGUUCUUCCUCUACGUGUUCAUCGGCUCGUUCUUCUGGUACUUCUUCCCUGGCUACAUCUUCCAGGCGCUGAGCUACUUCACCUGGGUAUGCUGGAUUGCGCCGAACAAUGUGGUGGUCAACCAGCUCUUCGGGUACUACAACGGCCUCGGGAUGUCCCUCAUCACCUUUGACUGGUCGCAGAUCACCUACAUUGGCUCCCCCUUGGCGACGCCGUGGUGGGCUGAGGCGAACGUCGCCGUUGGCUUCGUGUUCUUCUUCUGGAUCCUCACCCCGAUCCUGUACUACACGAACACCUGGUAUGCCGCGUUCAUGCCGAUCUCGACGCGCACGUCGUACGACAACACGGGCCAGGAGUACGACGUCACGCGCAUCCUCACGCCGGAGUCGACGCUCGACAUCCGCAAGUACGAGCAGUACUCGCCGCUCUUCCUCUCCAUGACGUUCGCCAUGACAUAUGGGCUCUCGUUCGCGUCCAUCACGGCGACGAUCAUGCACACCGCGCUGUUCUUCCGCAAGCAGAUCUGGAUCCAGAGUCGUCGCUCGCUCUCGGAGCAACCGGACGUGCACGCGCGGCUUAUGUCCAAGUACCCGCAGGUCCCGGAGUGGUGGUAUUCCAUCAUUUUCGUGAUCAUGUUCGUCUUCAGCGUCAUCUCUAUCGAGGUUUGGAACACACAGAUGCCCGUGUGGGCCCUCGUGCUCGCCCUCAUCGUCGCAUUCGUGUAUACCAUUCCGGUCGGCAUGAUCCAAGCUAUCACGAACCAACAAGUCGGCUUGAAUGUCAUCACCGAGCUCAUCAUUGGCUACGCGCUCCCCGGCAAACCCAUUGCGAUGAUGAUGUUCAAGACGUACGGCUACAUCACCAUGGCUCAAGCUCUGCAAUUUACGUCUGACUUUAAGCUCGGACAUUACAUGAAGAUCCCCUCCCGGGUCAUGUUCUGGGCACAAGUGCUCGCCGCGGUAAUCGCGGGCACGGUGCAGCUCGGUGUGCAGUCGUGGAUGUUCACGAACAUCGACCGCAUGUGCGACCCCGCGCAGCCGGACGGCUUCAUCUGCCCUUCGACGGAGGUAUUCGGCACGGCGUCGAUCAUCUGGGGCGUUAUCGGGCCGCAGCGGCAGUUCUCGCAAGGCCAGAUCUACUACGGCCUGCUCUUCUUCUUCCUCGUCGGCGCGGUAUGCCCGCUGCUCACGUACCUCGCCGCGCUCCGUUGGCCGAACUCCUUCCUCCGCUACGUGAACUUUCCGGUCAUUUUCAACGGCACGAGCUACAUCCCGCCCGCGUCCGCGCUCAACUACGUGCCCUGGGCGAUCGUUGGGUUCAUCUUCAACUACCUCAUCCGCCGCCGCCAUUUCUCGUGGUGGACGAAGUACAACUAUAUCCUGUCUGCUGGGCUCGACUCCGGUGUUGCAGUGUCCAUCAUCGUGGUCUACUUCACGCUGCAGUACCCGCAGAACGGCGCGAUCGGGAAGAACAACAUUCAGAAGUGGUGGGGCAAUACCGUCUCCACCAACACCGCCGACUUCGGCCCCCAGGGCGCGGGCACGCCGUUGUCCGCCAUGCCUCCUGGCCAGACUUUCGGGCCGGCUACUUGGUAAUGUGAACGUGGUAAUGGGAGAGCUCCAUCGCAUGUAAUUUGUUUCGUCCUGGUUUGCUGUAUAUCAUGAGUUCUUGGAUCGUUUGUAUUGAGUACUUGUAUACCUGUAUGAUAUCCCGUUUCGGCGUCACCACGAGAAUCUCUCAGUCGUUCAAAUGUGCCCAGGUUCACUGGUGUAACAUCGAGCGC
Messenger RNA from Trametes versicolor FP-101664 SS1, 2685 nucleotides. Its product is annotated as OPT oligopeptide transporter. The transcript is spliced from 13 exons. Bases 173 to 2497 code for a protein of 774 amino acids. Lineage: Eukaryota; Fungi; Basidiomycota; Agaricomycetes; Polyporales; Polyporaceae. Gene Ontology annotation, molecular function: oligopeptide transmembrane transporter activity. Gene Ontology annotation, biological process: transmembrane transport. The record is from RefSeq and is a predicted model, not a curated record.